This is a messenger RNA of Rotaria socialis, 561 nucleotides long. Lineage: Eukaryota; Metazoa; Rotifera; Eurotatoria; Philodinida; Philodinidae. The record is from the annotation of a GenBank genome assembly.
AUGUCUAGAAAAAGAGAUAAUAAAAGAAAUAUUGUCAUACCAAAUGGUUCGGGUGAAGAUGAAAUCGGCUCAUCUGAGUCUGAAGAUGAAACGAGUAAAGUUGCACACGCUUUACGAGAUGAAUUAAAUAUGAGUGAACAAUCUUCAAUAAGUGAAUGUGAAGAAAGUAAUAGCCAUGAAAGUGACAGUCAAGAAAGUGAAAAUGAAGAAAAAUUUAAGAAUAAUGGUCAAAACCCGAAAAAGAAAAAAAGAAUCCAUUGGGCAAAAAAUCAUUUUGUAAUUUCAGCAGCUGAUUUUGCUGACAAUUUGCCACCACCACCUAUCAAUGAUGAGCUAGAACCUAUUGAUUAUUUCUAUUUUAUGUUCCGCAAGCAAUCGAUGACACUAUUGACAAAUCAAUCAAAUUUAUAUUCUGUUCAAAAAGAUCCCAACAAACCGGUAUGUAUUUCUGAAACAGAAAUGGCACUUUUCAUUGGUAUACUGAUGAUGACUGGAAUAUAUUGUUUUCCAGAACAACUUUUCUUUUGGUCUAAUACUACACGUGUCGAGAUCGAUUUUUAG